Molecule: messenger RNA, 4364 nt
Organism: Fusarium graminearum PH-1
Lineage: Eukaryota; Fungi; Ascomycota; Sordariomycetes; Hypocreales; Nectriaceae
Product: msp1
Exons: 3
Coding region: 1082-3841 (919 amino acids)
Cellular component (GO): membrane; cytoplasm; microtubule
Molecular function (GO): GTPase activity; oxidoreductase activity; GTP binding
Source: RefSeq, a predicted model, not a curated record
UGCGACAGAUAAGCCAGUCACGUGGCGAUAAGCUCGGACGCUAAAGGCUAGUGGGUCACUAACUCUUAACCUGCAUCAGGGAUGUUGUAAUUCGAUAAAUGGCGACAGGUGGAUCAAAAAAGCCAACACAUCAAAGUCACCACCACGCAGAACUCAGGAUAUCAGACACUCAACCGCUGGGACCAUAAGAGACAAAAUUGGUAGAUCAGCUUAUACCAUUUAGGCCAGACUUCUUAGGUUAUUUAUUUUUGCAUCAUAGAACUCAGAGGCCAACUUUUCCGUUACCCACUAGGCAGAGACGCGAUUGGACAAAAAGACUAGAGAUUCAGGUAUACCUAGUUUUACAAGUCACACAUAUCUUGCUGUCAACGGUUUAACUCUCUUUGUAUCGACCUCUUCAAUACUCCACCUGAACUGCACAGAUCAUAUCAAUCACUCAUUAUAGUCAUGCUUUUAGCUACAGGUGAAGAUGCGCUAUUUGCUAGCAAAGAUGUCCUCUGUGCGUGAAACUGAAAGAUACCGUUCUCAUUUUCAUCAAGAAUACCUUCACUUUAAUAGCUGAAAGACACCUUUGUGGGGGAUCGUGAAGCAAGGUUGAGGGAAUGGGAUCUUACGAUUAGGUUGAUUGGAAAGAGCCUCUUGUCCAAUCAGACUUGCGAUCUGUGGGUUUUGGACAUCUCGGGCAGAAGCCUUUAGCCUUGUGUUGUUAAGCAAUCUGUCCACGAACGGAUUCCUUCCUGGGCACCUCAGUGGUAGGUAGGUAGUUAUAAUUUGCUGUUGUCUCCGGUCUCGUAGGUAUCGGUUUAGUGCAUCUUAGUAGACUUUUAGGUAAAGCCAGGGGAGAAUAACUAAAACGUGAUCUAAAUUAUGGCUAAAGAUAUGUUAAACAACUGAGAUGUGCAUUGGUACGUAGCAGAGUGUGACCGAAUUAGGCUUAGCAGAAUAUGCCCCGCCUUGUGUCCAAGUCCAAUUUAAUCAGUUAAGAAGCGGCUCGACACAACCUCGAAUCGGCCUUAGUUACCAUCAACCUGGAGCCGUUGGCCCUUAUCAUCGGGACCUUGAUACAUCACAGACGGAAAUCAUGAGUAGACUACUCACUGCUGGGUUGCGGCCUCUCCCACGCCGGGCUACGGUCCUUCCCGUCAGAAACCUACAUCUACAUCGUCAAUCUACGGGUGGCCUCCUCCAAGCCGAUGCUGCGAUUCGAGCGACACGAAAACGAAUGUGGCAAGGCGGAAACAAUGCUUUCCACAAUGCCGUCACUACAAGGAAUGCCUCUUUUGCGAGAUUCUUGCCCAAGCUCAUGGUCAAGUUUCUGAGGGUUCCAGCAAUGUUUGGCGGUGUGGCCAUCGGUGCUUUUGCCUGGGUGCAAUACCAAGCAGCUCAGGCUGGCACAUUCGCGGUGAACCUAUUCAACACAACAACGGAUACCGUUUCGAGCGCCGCUUCGAGCAUAUUUGGCGGUGCCAAAGAUAUAGCUGAUCAAGUAAAUCGAGGAUGGGAAUCCACCAAAGAGAAAGCCGAACUGCCCGAUUGGGUCAAACAAAUCCUAAAACUUCAAGAAGAUAUUGGCACCGGUGGUUCAGGCGGUCCAGGCGGUGGUGAGCCGAAGCAGAGCAAGGUUGGUGCCGCAGCUGCUGUGGGUGCUACAGCUGCUGCUUAUGGCUACGACCAGUCGGACGAUGAGGAUCCUCGGAAUGUCGAACAGGUGGCCAAGGACGACCAGAUGAUGCUUCUUACUAAGAAGAUGAUCGAGAUUCGAUCCAUUCUCCAAAAGGUUGGACAGUCAAGCACCUUGACCCUUCCCUCCAUCGUAGUUAUAGGAUCCCAGUCUUCUGGAAAGAGCUCCGUCUUAGAGGCUAUCGUUGGUCAUGAAUUCCUUCCAAAGGGUUCCAACAUGGUUACAAGGAGGCCAAUUGAGCUAACUCUCGUCAACACACCAUCUGCCAAGGAAGAGUAUGGCGAGUUUCCUGACCUUGGACUGAGACACAUCACCGACUUCUCGUCAAUUCAACGAACUCUGACCGAACUCAACCUUGCCGUUCCCGACAGCCAGUGCGUCUCUGACGAUCCGAUUCAUCUAACAGUCUAUUCCCCGAACGUGCCCGACCUGUCACUUAUCGAUCUUCCCGGAUACAUUCAGGUUGUAGGACAAAAUCAGCCCCUGGAACUGAAGCAGAAAAUCUCCGAGCUUUGUGAUAAGUAUAUUCAGCCACCCAAUGUCAUCCUUGCCAUCUCUGCUGCCGAUGUGGAUUUGGCAAACUCAACUGCUCUCCGUGCAUCUCGCAGGGUUGAUCCCAGGGGUGAGCGCACAAUCGGUGUGGUUACCAAGAUGGACUUGGUUGAUCCUGUCCGUGGAGCAAACAUCCUGAAUGACCAACAAUAUCCCUUGAGACUCGGCUAUGUGGGUGUGAUUUCCAAGGCCCCUCAAAAUCAAGGACUUUUCAAGAUGGGCAACACCAACCGACUUGCCCAAAUUAGCAAACAAGAGAAGACCUUUUUCGAUGCUCAUCCCCGGGAGUUCGGUCCUGGUGCUGAAGUUAGCGUUGGAACCAAGACGCUCCGCAAGAAACUCAUGCAUGUUCUGGAAAAAACAAUGUCUGGAAGCCUGCAAAGCACCAGCGAUGCUAUUCGACAAGAGCUUGAGGAGGCCACAUAUGAGUUCAAGGUUCAAUACAACGACCGCCCCCUUUCGGCCGAAUCUUAUCUUGCAGAGAGCUUGGAUGCCUUCAAGCAUUCUUUCAAGCAAUUUGCCGAGGAGUUUGGCCGCCCCCAAAUGCAAGAGCUUCUGAAGCUAGAAUUAGACCAGAAGGUCCUUGACUUGCUCGCAGCUAGGUAUUGGAACAAGCCCAUCGAAGAUCUUUCGCCAAUCAACCCCGACCUGGACAACCUGGCAGAUCUCCCCAAAGCCCCUGCCGACUCUCUUUACUGGCAACGACAGUUGGAUGCUUCUGCAUCCGCGCUCACAAAGCUCGGUGUUGGGCGUUUGGCCACCACUGCGGUUGCCUCUUCUAUCCAGGCCCAUAUCGACUCCCUUAUUAGCAACUCCAGCUUCGCCAGCCACCCCUUCGCCCGUCAGGCUAUCUUGGAAUCUGCCGAAACAAUUCUCCGCGAGAGGUUUUACAGCACCAGUGACCAAGUGGAGAACUGUAUCAAGCCCUACAAGUUCGAGAUCGAACUCGAGGACCGAGAGUGGGCAAAGGGACGUGAUCACGUUGGUGGUGUGCUCAAGAAGGAGCUUCAGGACUGCGAGAAAGCCUUGAAAGGCCUCGAGGACAGUGUCGGUGGAAGACGAAAGAUCAAAGACGUCAUGAACUACAUCGACAAGGCCCGCAAGGGUGAAGUUGUCGUUGAGGGUGAUAAUCGCAGUGGUGCCGGUGGCUUCAGCGCUGCUCUUUUGAGCAAGGGACGCGAGGCUGUUUUCCUACGUGACCGAGCCGACAUUAUCAAGAUGCGGCUACUUGCAGUCAAAUCCAAGCAGUGUGCUGAUCCUAACAACAAGUACUACUGCCCCGAGGUUUUCCUCGACGCCGCUGCAACCAAAAUGGCUUCUACUGCUGUCCUGUUCCUUAACGUGGAGCUUCUCUCAGAAUUUUAUUAUAGCUUUCCUCGAGAAUUAGACCAUCGUCUUGGUCGCCAUCUAUCUGACGAAGAAAUCGAGAAAUUUGCUAAGGAAGAUCCCAAGAUUCGUCGGCAUUUGGAAGUUAUCCGCCGCAAGGAAUUGCUUGAGCUAGUCCUUGAGAAGAUGGAAAGCCUACGGCAGCUCGAUGGUCGCGAACGCGAACGGACAAACCCUAACGCAAGGCGAGACCGCAAGCAAGGCCGCUGGGGCCUAUUCUAAGAUCUACCUAUCCUGAGAUCCAUCCUGAGAUGGACAGGGGCCUUCAAGCAACGUCGAUGGGGUUAGGGGGUCUAUCCCAAGGUUGAUAGGGACUAUCCUGAGCAGGGUCGAUGCCGAGGCCCUUGUUAAAAUGAGAAACGACAUUCACUGGGAGGGAGUUGUAGGAGUUGGACAGGAUUGAUUGUUGAAUUAGAUUAUCAAGAUUAUCACCACUUUCUUAUAGACAAGCUUGUUACUUAACACAACGGUAUACCUAAGCCAUCUUGUAAUGAUCCAACAUUAAAGCCAUAAGGCUGCACAAUCGAACAAGAUUUCACAAAUAAACUCUAUAACAAGAUUAACAUGACCACUGGAAGCAUAAGGGACGAAAUUAGUAGAUUAGCUUAUGCUACUUAGAUUAGACUUCUUAGAUUAUUUAGGUAUUUUGGUAUCCUAACAGGAGGUCAACUUUGGCUUACUCUAGUACCUACGUCGCAGAAAAGAGGGAGCAAAUGUUAGAGAAUAUAGGCAGAACUGUUGUAUU